Messenger RNA from Spirometra erinaceieuropaei, 6864 nucleotides. The record is from the annotation of a GenBank genome assembly. Lineage: Eukaryota; Metazoa; Platyhelminthes; Cestoda; Diphyllobothriidea; Diphyllobothriidae.
AUGGAUGUGGAUUUAAUUAAUUCCGUGAGUUUAUCAAAUAUGCACUGUGCUGCGAUUAAGAAUAAUGUGCACACUACGCCAAGCCUUAAUUUUUCCUCAGUUUCGCUGUUUGACAAAUCCGAAGAUAUUCCAACUCAGGGACUUACGCUCAUGCGGACUAGGAAUGAUAUCAGCAGCACUACUGAGAACAGACAAUUGACUCUAUUUCCGGGGCCCUAAAGUGUAAUUUUGUGAGUAUUAAAUCGGACGGUUUGUUUCGGUAGUGCUUCAUUAUGAUCAUUUGCAUUCGGAAAGUAUUAUAUAUAGGCGGGUGUAAUUCCCCUUGAGCGUUGCAUUUACCCGACCACAAAGCGGCAGAAUAAGAAAUAAUCGAUAUCCCAAACUUAGACACCCGCUGACUGCUGCUGGGCUCAGACAAGCUAGAUUAAACCCAACAAUACCGACAGAAAUAUGUGCUUAUGCCAAAUAUCGUAGCACUUUCCAUACACGUCUAAAUUUACAAAAACCAAAAUACAGGGAAUGCGCAAUUCCUGCAGCGUAGAUUUCCGUCCUCAUAGAUGAGCAUUAUCAUUAGUCUAUGCAGAAAUUUGCUUGUAAUGAUGAGUGACUGCCGCGCAUUUUUCCUAACCCCUACUUCCGACUCCCACUUUCCAAUGGCAUGACAAUGUUACGGGAAGGCAGGUGAGUGACCUGCGCAUGUAACGGCCGUUGUGCGUGCCCGCGUCCACCUCCGGUCAUCUCAAAAUGAUCUUGCUAGUGGAGCAUAGUGGAUGAAAAGAGAGUGUAGUGGAUGUUGUGUAAGCCCGCCUUACUAUAAACUAAUCCGUGGGCAAGUCGGCGGCGCAGAGACCACGAACCCAUGGGACACGCAGCGGACGUCGUCGGCUGUGAUGGUCGGAACGUCAUACAUCGAAGAGUCUUUGCACCUUACUCAAGGGGCAAUACCUUGAAGAAUAAGAAGUGCAGUGCGUGACCGAUCUCAUGAAAUGUUGGCCGAAAUUCUGGAAUGCGUUCUCAAUUUGGAAGUUUAUCUUAUGUGGGGUUGAAAGAUUGAUUAGCAUGCAGCGUAAUGCAAUAGCAUUUUAAACUCAUCGGGAUGUCGACUUUUGGAUGCACUACAUUUUGACCUCUUGCAGAAAGAGUAUCCGGUACAAAAUGACUACUUAUCUGUCAGGCAUUUUUCCAAUUGAUUUUCGAUGGUCAUAUAAAUUCGAAAAUAUUAUAUCAAAAGCAUACACACAACAUGCUCUCUUUUACUUAUUUGGAGAAAAAUCAAAUUUUCUUCAUAUUUCGCAUCCGCAGAAUUUGUACAUUCAGGUUUUAAAAAAGUUACCAAUUAUGAGAUGUUUGAGACCAUGCGAUGACCAUACGUGCACGACCGCACACGUCCGUUUACCAUUGCUCUUCAUGAUAUGUAUAACGUAGUACGCAUUCAUUGCAAGAAUGUAUAAACUCUUUAGGGCACUUUCUUGAUAUCAAAGAGGAAUAUGCUAUUUCUCUUACGCGGAAAGCAUACAUCUUGUUGACUGGAGUCGCUAUACGCUAACAGUAUGGCAGAUCAGGCUCGAAAUUAUUCGGGAAUUAGGAGGCCUUUUUGAGAAAUACGAAGACAAUUUGAUUUUCUACAAAUAAGUAAAAGAAAGCGUGCGUGUGCAUGCUUUUUAUAGAAAAUAUUUGAAUUUAAAAAACCAUUGGAAAUCAAUUGGAGAAAUGCAUGCCAUAUAUGUCGUCCUUUUUUACCGGAUACUCUUUCUGCAAGAGGUCGAAAAGUAGAGCAUCCAAAGGUCUACAUCCUGAGGAGUCCACAAUGCUAUUAUUUCGCCUCAUGCUGAUCAAUCUUACGACUCCACUUUAGUAAUACUUUCUAAUCGAGAACGCGUUCCAGAAUUUCGGCCAAGAUUUUAUAAGUUCGGUCACGCACUGUAAUAGUCGUAUACAUCCCAGUGCGGGUGGGGGGUGCCACGGUUUAAUGCCCAGCUAGGAUUCUUCCGCGCCACGGCUUUCAACGCAAUUUAAUAUAACUUUGAAGCAAAUAAAAAACGGAGAAUAACCACAGGACCAAUCUGGUUCGCUUUUUUUUUCCCAUUGCUUACCAGAAAUAAGCCCAACCCCGAACAAAUGACCGUGAAUUUUCGGCAUAACAGGUGACCAGAGACAAAGAAUCAGUUGAAAUUUAUCACACGUCUAUGCGGAGCCUAGUUUAAGCUAAGAGAACACUGCGGUAUGUUAUGUGGUAUAAGCACGUGCAUACGGAUACAAUUUAGAUAGACACAAUCUGCCUCAAUAUGUGCUCAAAUACCAUUGUGGAAUGAACAGUAAACUCUAUUGGCUUAAGAUCAUUAUAAUUAGAAACGAAAGGUGGUAAUUCCUUUAUAAGAUUCAAAGACCACUAGCAGUCAGCAAUCGUAAACACGAAUUAACAUUAAAUGGACAAAGGGUACCUAUACUCUAACUGCCAACUGUUAAGAGACUGAAGUUGAUAUCUGAUAUAAAUGAAGGCUUUUGAAAUUCGAAUUUGAUUCGAUUAUUAAUAAUACACAAAUAUGAAAACCAGUCUCUAGACAAUCCUUUGCAGGUGCUAAAAUUUUUGCCACAAAGCAUAUUGACUUUUACUCCAUUACACGAUUAAUUUAUCUGUCGUAGGUAUAUUUAAAAAAACGUGCAAUUUUUCCAACACGAUUAAUGUCAUUACUUCGUCUAACUAACCUGCUGCAUGUAUGACCGUACUUGGUUUCCACCCACCGGGCCACCUGAGACUUUUGCAAGAGAAUAGUCGGUACCUUUAAAAAAGCCAUCGGAAGUUUUUUUAUUUACCAGAAGAACUACUUUUUGACUUUCUCCAUCUUCUAGUUCUACGAUGCCACCGUUAUGCAUGUCAUCGAUGAUCUGACUCAGUUCAUCGUGAUCAUCAUGCGAGAAAGGCUCUCAAGUAAUGAAACUCUCCUGGACAUGCUCGCACUCGGCGAACCCUUGCUCGAGAAGGAUCACGAUCUACCUCCGAAAGAGCGUUUUAUGGCGCACGGCGGAAUGGUAAGAGUGGCGAGAGCCGUCUCCGAGAAGAAUCUGCGUGAAGGUUGGGUGAAGAAGACGAGGAUCUCGAGACCGGACUAUCCCCUAGUCAUGUGCGGACACGGUCGGGGAGCGGGGCUGGUGUCCUUCAUGUCUGUUCUGCUUACAACCCAGUAUCGCGAACUAAAAGCCUAUGCAUUUGAGCCAACUGGUGAUCUAAUGAAGUAGGUCCAAAAGCAGUACUUUGAAAAUUUGAUUUGGACAAUUAGUGUGUCUGUUGUGGGAGAGUACGAUUAUUUUUUCCGUCGUAUGUCCGUGUCGGAAUGUCAGAGCAUUCAUUUGCAACAUUUAACUCUCAACAGCUCUGAACAAUAAUUUUCAUAGACGGGUCAAAUAGUAGGAUGCAUGUGAGUAGCGAACAGUAGCGUGAAUUAAUAUGACACGUCGUUUGGCGCAGAGAGACGUGGGAUCACUAAAUAAAUGGCCAAAUUUCUUAUAAAGUAUUUUGAAAUUUCUUAACAUAAAACAGCAUUUUCCUUUUAAUCGGGGACAGGGAGAAAAAGGAAUUGCGGGCUAGGUUCUCUCGGUAUAUAGGGAACUACGCCGUGAUCCGGAACAAAAACUUGAUUCAUAAGGCAUUAUGUGUCUAAAAUAUUCAUCUCUGCUCUCGGACCGAUAGAAAAAGUUUGCACUGAGGGAUUUAAUCGAAUAAGGUCUAUUCAAUUAUGGGAAGGCUAAAAGGCUGAAAGGUAAAAGAUCUCGAAGUAUUUCAGAACCUUUCGUUAGAGCUAUGUCCAAGUAGCAGGAGCAAAAGAAAUAACUGGAUUGCUGGAUUUCAAAAACAAAUCCUUUAAAACAUAAGAAAAACAUUUAAAGAAUUGAAAAAGUUGCAAAAGAAUGAUGCAAAUAUAAUGUGCCUCGUAAUGCUCAACGCCAAGUUAGAAGAAAAUCGAGACUCCGUCAGUGGAAAUAUCCUAUGAGAAGCGCUAGGGAGCGUGUUGUUCGCAGGAAAACGAGAUCAUGGCGUGGAUUCUAACAAACAGAUCGGGACGUAGAGCCUAGGGUGUGCCACAUUUUGCGGUUGGGUAAGACUGGCUGACGACGGCUUAUAAGAGAGAAAUGGCCAUUCCAGUCUCCCUUGUCUUUGUCGGUAAUAUCAUGCUGCCAAGAGAAUGGGCCGCUGGGCAGCUGUUGGUAAGGCUCGAGACAGAUGGAAAGUCCAUAAGGGACAAGAGAAAGAGUGAGUUCCGUAAAAAAGGAUCGGCGAGCGCCCCCUAGCAUUGUAUAUUCCCCCAUCGAAAACCGACAGGGUGACGGACUAGUGGCUCAGUACUUAGAGGCGUGGACAUCUAACAAGCAUGUCGCGACUUGGGGUCUCGUGUGUACUACACUUCUUUGUUGCGUUUGACAGGCUAAAUCAACAAAAAAGCCAGAAAUGGCCAUUCCAGUCUCCCUUGUCUUUGUCGGUAAUAUCAUCCAGUAUAUAUUUUGCGCCGCUUUGCGUCUGCAGGUGUGGCUCGAGAGAUAGGGAAUGUCCGUAAGGCACAUGGAAAUGAGUGACAUCCAUGACAACUUACAGUGUGCGCACCCUAAAAUUGUACAUUCCCGAACGAAAACCGAUAGGGCGACGGGUUCGUGGCUCUGUGGUUAGAGACGUGGACAUCAAACAAAUAGGCCACGACUUGUAGCCUCGGUUGUGCCAAACAAUUGUUUUAGGUAUUACUGGCUGACGACGGCUUAAAAGACAGAAAUGGCAUUUUCAGUUUCCCUUGUCUUUCUCCGUUAUUUAAUUCUGUCUGUAUAUUUCGAUGUUCUACGUCUGAAUUUUUGGGAUCGGAAGAGAGAUUCCAUGUCACAAUGGAACGAGCGAGUUCCGUAAGAACGAUCAGUAAGCGCCCCCUAGCAUUGUAUAUUCCCCAUCGAAAACCGACAGGGUGACGGUCUAGUGGCUCAGUGGUUAGAGCCGUUGACAUCUAUCGAACAGGUCGCGACUUGAAGCCUUGAAUGUGCCACAAAUUAAAGUCGGGUAUGACUGUCUGACGACGGCUAAUAAGCCAGAAAUGGCAAUUCUGUUCUCCCUUGACUUUGACGGUAAUAUCAUUCUGCAUAUAGCAUGUGCCGCUGUACGCCUGCUGAUUGGGCUCGUGAGAGAGAGAGAGAGAGUCCGUAAGCCACAAGGGAACGAGUUGUAUCGUAAGUACGAUUAGCGUGUGCCCCCUACAUUUGUAUAUUUACGAUCGAAAACCGACAGGGUCACGUGUGCCUGGCUCAGUGGUUAAAGCCGUGGAACUCUAACAAACAGUUCGCGACUUGGAGCCUCGGGUGUGCCAACAUACGUUUUUGGCUAUUAAUGGCUGACGCUGGCUUUUAAGCCGAAAUGACCUUUCCAAUCUCCCUUAUCUUUCUCCGUAAUAUCAUUCUGCCUAUACCAUGCGACGCUGUGCGGCUGCCGGUUGGGCGCGCGAGAGAGAGUGAGUCCAUGAGGCACAAUCGAAAUAGUGAGUUCUGUAAGAACGAUCGGUGAGCGCCCCCUAACCUUGUAUAUUUUCGAUCGAAAUCCGACCGGGUAACGGGCUGGUGGCUCAGUGUUUAUAGGCGUGGACAUCUCACAAACAGGUCGCGACAUGGAGCCUGCUGAAUGGUGGCACUUGCUUCGCCAAGUUGGAUCUCGCUGAUGCGUAUCUUCAGAUCGAGGUCGCCCCAGAGUCGCGCGAAUUGUUGACCAUCAACACCCACCGCGGUCUGUUCCAAUACACCAGGCUGCCCUUUGGUGUCAAGACCGCCCCGGCCCUAUUCCAACAAACGAUAAACGCAAUGCUCUCCGGCAUCCCUGGCACAGCUGGGUACCUGGACGACAUCAUCAUCGUGGGUCGCUCCCCUGUCGAGCUGCAAGACCGAGUGUGCGCAGUACUUGAACGCGUGCAGGAAUAUGACUUUCGUCAACGAGCCGACAAGUGCCAAUUCUUUCUCGACUCCAUCAAGUAACUUGGAUUCGUUUUUGACGUCACUGGUCGCCAUCCAGAUCCUGAAAACAUUCGGGCCAUCCAACGGAUGCCUGCACCCAAGAAUGUAUCGAAACUCCGUUCGUUCCUUGGCCUGAUCAGUUACUAUAGCGCCUUCCUACCAUCGUUGCAUGACGUACGGGCCCCGCUCAACCGUCUGUUGCAGAAGGGUGCUCCUUGGUGGUGGUCCCCUGACUGUGAAAAGGCCUUCGCCCAGCUAAAGUCGAUGCUGAGUUCAGAUCUGCUGUUAACGCACUACGACCCGACGCUGCCGAUCGUUGUUGCUGCAGAUGCUUCCAACCACGGAGUUGGUGCUGCCAUCUCACGUACUUUUCAUGAUAGGUCUGAAAAGGCGAUCAUGUAUGCAUCUCGCACGCUAACUCCUGCGGAGAAGAACUACGGGCAAAUAGGCAAAGAAGGUCUAGCCCUCGUGUUUGCCGUCAAGAAAUUUCACAAACUGCUGUACGGUCGCCACUUCACGUUGUUGACGGAUCACAAACCAUUGCUGUCAAUCUUCGGUUCGAAGAAGGGCAUUCCUGUCUACUCAGCCAGCCGACUUCAGUGAUGGGCAACCAUCCUUCUUGGCUACGAUUUCGACAUUCGCUACUGUCGUACUACAGACUUUGGUCAGGCUGACGCCCUUUCUUGCCUCAUCAGCAAUCAGCAGGAACCGGAGGAAGAUACCGAGAUUGCCGCUAUUUCGAUUGAGGACGAUGUGCGCCGUCAGUUAUCAGACACCAAACGAGGUAUCCCUGUCACCGCUGCGGACAUCCGGCAUGCUUCUGAACAGGAUCCUGUCCUCCGUCAGGCCAUCACCAACGUGCAGACCUGCUGGCCAACCACUGCUCUCUAG